AUGCACAGUGCUUGGCUGCCCUUCAAGGCCGUUCUCAACAAGGGCCAAUCGCAAACGGCACACAGUAGCAAAGCACAACCCGCCAGUCAAAAUGGCCUGUGA
Colletotrichum tamarilloi is the source of this 102-nucleotide messenger RNA. RefSeq lists its product as uncharacterized. NCBI's taxonomy places the organism in Eukaryota, Fungi, Ascomycota, Sordariomycetes, Glomerellales, Glomerellaceae. The transcript has a single exon. The record is from RefSeq and is a predicted model, not a curated record. The coding region runs from base 1 to 102 and encodes 33 amino acids.